This is a messenger RNA of Rhipicephalus sanguineus (brown dog tick), 599 nucleotides long. RefSeq lists its product as uncharacterized. The transcript is spliced from 2 exons. The record is from RefSeq and is a predicted model, not a curated record. Lineage: Eukaryota; Metazoa; Arthropoda; Arachnida; Ixodida; Ixodidae. Bases 195 to 599 code for a protein of 134 amino acids.
GCGCGGAAAGGAAAACUACACGGCUGCUCUUUGGCCGUGAACUAGGCAAGGUGAAAUCGCCGACGAGAGGCGUGUGUUAUCGCAGCGAUACGAGCGGUGCGCCUGCAGACCACGGGCCAGUCCGCCUGACGAGGGUCAUCGCUCGACGCUCGCUGUUAGUGAAGUUGACGCUGCCUGGAGGCCGGCACGUUGACAUGUCGGCAGAGAAAGAGUUCUCCGGACGCAUUGCAGUUGUGACCGGCGGAGGCAGCGGCAUCGGCGAAGCCAUCUGUCACGUGCUGGCCGAGAAAGGCGCCCGGGUCGUGGUGGCGGACAUCAAUGUAGAAGCAGCGAAAAGGGUCUCAAGGUCCCUGCCGGGAGAUCAGGGUCACCUCGCUGUGGAAGUGGACGUGGGCGAGUCGGCGUCCGUCGAAAGGUUGUUCGAAGUUGUUCGUGAACAGAGUGGCGGCACACCGGUCAGCAUAGUUAUCAACAAUGCCGGCAUCGGCACUGCCUUCGCUUCGAUCGCUGACUCGAGCGAAGAGGACUUUGACCGCGUAAUCAAGACGAAUCUCAAGGUGAGGUUCAAGAGUAGAACCAUAAGACGGAACGACAUCUGA